This is a messenger RNA of Helicoverpa zea (corn earworm), 2083 nucleotides long. RefSeq lists its product as uncharacterized. The transcript has a single exon. The record is from RefSeq and is a predicted model, not a curated record. NCBI's taxonomy places the organism in Eukaryota, Metazoa, Arthropoda, Insecta, Lepidoptera, Noctuidae. The coding region runs from base 205 to 963 and encodes 252 amino acids.
UUUUUUUUUUUUUUUUUUGUGGGUAGUUUGGAAAACAACACAACUAAAAAGAGCUCUUCUGUAUUAUUUUAUUUAAAAAUAUAUAAAACAGUUAUUUUACUGUGCAAAUGCAGUAAAGCACUGCACUCAUCUUAGAUGCACUCAGUUUUUUAUUAAUUUUAUCUACUACCACUUUCAAAAUCACUGCUACAACAUCUUUGCAACAUGGACCUAUACACCAAACUGACUAGCUGCAUGGAAGAUCUGUCAAACACCUUCACUUCAAGAAUGGCCACUUAUGAGGAAGAAUUGAAGAACGCUGGCAGCACUGAAGCCUCUCAUAAGACAAUUGCCAGCCUGUCCCGUGAUUACAGUGACUUUAAGUGUCUUGUCUGGAAGACACUGAGUGCCCUUAAAAUGCAAGUUGAGUUGCUGACACUGGGCUUCGAUCAACAUGAGAUGGCUUCUCGAAGGCAGGUUCUUCUUCUGCAUGGUCUGCCGGAGCAGAAGGGCGAAGAUACUGUGUCCCGGGCUGUCUCAGUUUUGACAGAUAAAAUGAAGCUGGGCAAUGUUUCUGCACUUGAUAUUGCAUCGUGUCAUCGUUUGGGAGCAGAUGGUGGCAAGACAAGGCCUCUGUUAAUCCGUUUCCAGAGCUACAGCCUGCGCAGCGAUGUUUGGAGGAGCAAGACAGUACUGAAGGGCUCCGGGCUGGUUCUGUCUGAGUUCCUGACCAAGCCUAGACAUGACACAUUUGUUGCCGCUCGAAAACAUUUUGGCGUUAAGGAGUGCUGGACAUCGGAGGGCAAAAUAGUGGUACUGCUUCCAAAUAAGUCACGCCGGAAGAUUGAAUCCUUGGCGGAACUGCAGCAAUUGAUGGUGCAAUUUCCGACGUCUGCUACCGUGGCUACUGAACCAGGUCCGAGCGCUCGGUCACCAACCAACAAAACUCCGUCGGGGAAGAGAUCGAAGCGGCCAACAAAAUAGUUCGUAACGUGUUUUCUUUUUUAUUGAUUUCUAUGUCGGUCACUGUUAAUUACUAUUUUGUUAUUUAUUGUCCUGUUACUUUGACAUUUGACAUAAUUUGGCUCGUUCAGAAACCUACUCACAGUGUAGACACGUGUCUUUUGAUCUCUUACACUAACUGGCGAGUGCAUCGAGAUUUUGAGAUAGCAGGUAACUGUUAUUUAAUAUUUUAGUACCUUAUUUGUUUGUUAUAUAUUUUUAUAGAACUAUUUAUAUAUAUUUAUUUUUUAUUACGUAUAUUUAUCAUGUUUGAUCAUUUUGAUGAUAGUUUUGUUUCUUGCUCGUCGUCUUGUGCAUCUGAUGAGAGUUUUGCUAGUGCGUUCAGUGAUGACUCAGUAAAUCUUCGCGAUCAGCUCUCUACUGCCUUUUCACCAUACCGCAAGUUCUUUAACAUGGUUCACAUAAAUGCCCAAAGCAUUCCCGCUCAUCAUGCGGACCUGUUAAGUUCUUUUGACUCCAGCCUUAUCCAUGCCAUCCUUGUUUCAGAAACAUUCCUCAAACCAGCACUUCCUUCCACUCAAUACUCCUUGCCCGGCUUCAAGCUUGUGCGUAAUGACAGAACUGGCAAGGGAGGCGGAGGGGUAGCCAUUUAUCUUCGUGGCGACAUGCCAUAUAAAAUCGUUGAUAAGUCUCCGAGUGAUUAUUCCAAAUCUGCUGAGCAUUUGUUCAUAGAAGUCACUUUUAAUUGCAACAAAUUAUUAUUGGGGGUUUUCUAUAAUCCAGUAUGUACCAUCGAUUAUUAUUCAUCUUUUGAGGCAAAACUUGAACAUCUCACACCCUUAUAUGAGCACACUAUUAUCCUCGGAGACUUCAACACUUGCUUGAUUAAAGAUGAUGUGCGCAGCCGCAAACUCCGUUCUCUUGUCUCUUCUGUCAAUAUGCAUAUCCUUCAGCUUAACGCUACUCAUCAUGCCCCUCACUGUAAUCCUUCUCUUCUAGAUCUCAUUCUAGUAUCAGACCCAAGCAAAGUAGCCACUCAUGGUCAACUUCCUGCCUCUUUCUCAUAUCAUGACCUUCUGUUUCUAUCUUACAAGAUUCGUCCACCUAAGCGUAAAUCCAAAUUUCUUUUCCUUCGCAGUUU